This is a messenger RNA of Porites evermanni, 22196 nucleotides long. Lineage: Eukaryota; Metazoa; Cnidaria; Anthozoa; Scleractinia; Poritidae. The record is from the annotation of a GenBank genome assembly.
CGCAACGUGAAAACAAGAUGGGUUUCCUAUUCAACAAGACUUUCCACGGCUGUCACGACAUUAACUUCGAGCAGGACAUGCACUAAAACAUGGUCCUGGUCUUGCCAAAAUUGUCGCAGAUGCAGGUGAGAUCUGUUUUCGCUUGUCCAUUUAAAAGUAGGGUUAGAAGUAGUCUAGUGUUCGAGGCAUUCUCGGCUCGCAAACCCUGGACAACGGAAGCGGAAAAGGGACAAUCCAGUAAUAUUUUGUAAAUCCAAAAAAAUAGUGUGAGCCGGGAUGUCACGGAGACUCUAAGUGGGGGCAACCAGACAAGGGAGAACGCCUAGGAACUAGCAUACUCAAAAAACCCCAGAAACUGGAAGGGAGAGAGAUCGGGGCUUGGGAAACAUUCAGUUUGUUUUCGUGAAUACAGUUGACCUUCUCUCUACAGACAUUCGAUUACGGACAGUUCUCUUAGACCAGGAAAUCCCUACCUCUAUAGUACGCUCAUGGACACCUCUAUAACAUUCACGUGCAUUGGUUCAUCGCUAAACCGAUACCUAGCUUGCAGCCAUGUUGUAAACCUGAAUUAGCGUAGAGAUUUCAAGUAAAGUAGAAGGUUGCUUAUUGAUUCUAAAAAGCCCAAAUAAAAAAAUUGAGACAUUGAUUGACUGUCCGUCUUAGAGAGAGUCGCGGUAACGUGAAACCAGUAAUUUUAAAGCUGAACCCAUUCACAAUGAAAACGUCUGCAGGGGCGUAGCCAGCUUUUCGACUAGUUGUAGGCCUUGCUUACUUUCAUUUCUACAUAUCCUGAAAAUUGCACGCAUGACUAGUACGCACUGACCUCAUCAACACUUUGAGCUCUUAGCUUUUUAGCUCACCCCAACAAUGCAUAAUUAGGCUGAUUUAGCAACAGAACGGGAACGUCAGUUGACGACGGUGCGUGCAAAUCAAACAACCAGAUUGACCAAUGGCAGAGAGCAAAUUGAGCACCGAAAGUCGUGUUUAGUCCUUUCCGCGCGCUUUCCCGUCGUCAACUGAGGUUCCCGUCCUGUUGCUAAAUCAGCCUAUUGAUUACAAGCGAAAGAGUGAUCAAACCAAACAUUUGUAGGCCCGGGCCUAAAGGUCUAUGGGCUGCAUGGUCAGUUCAAUUUAAAUUGUACAGAACAUCUAAAACUGGAACAUAUAUUGUAGCAGAAAAGUGGAAUCAUUUUCUCAUUGUAGAAUCAAACUGAUCAAACGUUCAUUCAUAGAGCAAACGUUCACGGCUUCGUGGUCUAAAAGCGAAACAGUAUAUACUCCCUGAACUGGAGCAAGACGACAAAAUAACAAAUAGCAACUUUGCAUUAUGGUUGCUGGUAAAAAUCAAAAUCAAAGUUCCUGAGCCGGCGGCUAACAACAGACUUUCGUUCAUUGAGCGGUUUCUUAUAGAGAGUUUAGUUACAGUAAAAUGACUGAAAAACGGCAGGGACCAACACCAGGUGUCCGUCCUAGAGAGUCUGUUAGGAGAGAGAGUUGACUGUAUAUGCAUGAAGGUAACGCUCAAAACCGAGGGCUGAAGAGAAAUAAUAUUAUAGAAUAGUAAUAAUGGGAAAACGAGGAGGUUCCGUUUAAGAAGAAAUUAGAAGUAAGCUGUAACACAGUAAGAGCUAAAAACCAAAAGCCAUAUUUACAAGAGCAGGUUAUACCUCAAAACUUCAUUGCUUUAAACUUCCUAUGCGCACGUCUCUGCCGAGGAAGUGUGCUUUGGCCUGUACAUGCUACGAUGGGUAAGUCAUGCAUAGCUCCGUUUUUAUGAUCGGGUGUUAUUUACAAUGAGUUUCUUCUGCACGCAUUAUCUUUUAUUAAGAAAUGUUAGACCUGGGCGCUGAGGGCGAAAUUUACAAGUAACAAUGUUUCUUUCUUUUGUAGAACUACAUACCGUCAAAAAUGGAAAAAUAUUCAUUAUUAUGUGACGAGAUACAAGCCCAUCUAUUAUUGUGCCCACGGGUGGAGGGCAGCCGGGGACGAAUGUACAAUACGUAAGUUACACAAAAAUAGCCACUUUUUUACCUUAUAGUUAUAGGCGGAUUCAUCGUGACGUCACUGUUUACAUUUUUGCUCAUUAGCAUACGAGCUAACCCAUAAACGAUGUAGCCGUAUAUACCAAUUAGGUUAAAAAAUUAAGACAGCUUGUUAAUCUAUGAAGUUAUCAGUAACAAAGAAAAUAGCAGCAAUUAAAAAAUGCAAAAUUGCUGGGUGGCAAAACCUUGAGCUCACACACCCUUUGUAAAUUUUGGGGGUUUUCGAGAGAAUUUCUCCGAAACUGUUUGGUAUAUCGGGCUCAAAUUUUCCAGAGAUUACGGAAAUUAUUGUGCUCUUUUGAGAGUCCGAAACUUCAUUUUAUUAGCUUCAUCAGAUAUUGAUAAGCCGAUGCUAACGAGACAAAAAUGUAAAACAAUAGGUGGCCUGCAACACCAACGAAUUAAAAAAAAUUAUAUUAAUUUCUCCCACCUGAAAUCAAGGACGGAUGGCAUAGAUAAAAUUAUUGAUAAUUUGUAGCUAUUAAGGUGGGAGCAAUCACAUAAUAAUAAUAAUAAUAAUAAUAACAAAAAUGUAAAACAAUAGGUGGCCUGCAACACCAACGAAUUAAAAAAAAUUAUAUUAAUUUAUCCCACCUGAAAUCAAGGACGGAUGGCAUAGAUAUAAUUAUUGAUAAUUUGUAGCUAUUAAGGUGGGAGCAAUCACAUAAUAAUAAUAAUAAUAAUAAUAAUAAUAAUAAUAAUAAUAAUAAUAAUAAUAAUAAUAAUAAUAAUAAUAAUAAAAGAUAAAUUAGGAACGUAGCAGAAACAAUUUAUGUUUCGGAGGGAAAAGCAAAAUAAGUAAUUACAGUUGUGAGCUUUUUAUUUUUAUUAUUUUAAUUUAUUCCAGGACCUCAGUGAUAGGCGAAGCAGAACUGUUUUAGUUUACUCGCCGAGUUACGCAAAAAUCAAUCACACAAAAGAUCUUCCAUUAUUAUUAAUUUCCGCUCUUUCUUAUUUUAAAGCAAUUUGCACAGGCCAACCAGGCCAACCAGGUUGUGCUAACGGAGGCACUUGCAUAAGCCCUGAACGAUGUCGAUGUAUGCCGGGAUGGAGGGGUGCAAAGUGCAGAACGGGUAUGUACGAUGCCGCUUGCAAAGCUACUGAUAACUUGUAUACUGUAUGAAAGCUCUACACCGAGACCAACCUAUAGAAGAUUUAUGCAACAAAUUUUUUCACAAUUUUGACGAACUGAUUCAUGAAUGGCGCAAAAGCUGCACAAUUGUGCAGGAAGGGAAGGGGAGGGAAACAUUACUGUAGCCAAAAAUUGAAUCACGCGGUAGAACUUUAUCUCAUGCAAUAUUAGGGCAAAACGCGAUACAGUAGGUUUUAGUUACUAGAGUUUUGUACAUUAUGCUAGAAUUUUUUCGAGCAUUUUAGUGGUAUUUUUUCCCAGAAAAAAAUUUUUUUCGCAGUGAAUAUAAAAAUUAAAUAUUCAAAAUAUUCAAAUUUCACCUUAAUAAAGCCUUGAAGAGGAACCUUUUUUGUUGUAGGAAAACUAUUAAGUUUUAUACAGUUUUUUUUUUAGUAAUUUUUAGUGACUUUAUUUGAUUUACCACAAAAUACAAAUAACGAUAAAACAAGACAGUUACAUAAAAGCAAAUGAAAGUGGCGAGGAAGCCCAAAAAGAAACCAUGAGGCUUAUAGACAUUGGGCUCCCUCAGAGUAAAAAUAAAGUUAACAGUAACAGUAAGGCCAGGAUCGAAAGUAAAAUACAAUGAAGGUAAGUAUAAAUUAACUAAUUACAUAGACUGAGUUGACAAAAUAUAAGGUAUGGUACAUGUAAGAAUAAGUAUAAAAAUAAUAUCAGACAUGUGAAGAAAUAUAACUAUUUACUACAAGAUUUAUAACUAAUAAUUCAUAUUUAAUUUUUUUUUUCAAUUUCGUUUUGAAUAAGUGCAGAGAAUUAGAUUCUUUAAUAUCAUUUUCUAUAGAGUUAUAAUAAGUAGGUCCUUGGAAACUGACAGAAAAUUUACGAAGGUUUGUUCUACAAAAAGGAAGGUGAAAAUCGUUCGCGUGUCUAGUGGCAUAGCUAUGGACUUGUUUGUUUGACUCCCGAUAACUCGAACCCUCCUAAUUUGAACCUAACACUAACUCGAACCAAAGUGGAUUUCCCCUGGAUUUCCUUCGUACAUUUACUGUAAUUUUACCCUCGGUAACUCGAAACCUCUAUAACUCAAACCUCUGUCUUGUCGCACUUUGUAAUACCUGUCGCACUUGUAAUAAUAGACUUUCUCAAAGUCAUUCGCUUGGUUUUCUGGUCUGGUGUGGUAGGACCCGGCACGAGCUUUCGCUCGCUCGCGCUUCGCGCUCCGCGCUCGUACGAUCGCGCUUCGCGCUCACAGUCGCGCUACGCGCUCAAAAGCUCGACUUGUGAGCAAGUCUAUUGUAAUAACACCUAUCGCACUUUGGAAUAAACUUGAAAUGGUCGGAGGACAAGUAAGCAUACCCAGUCGAACUAGAAAACAAAUCUUGAAAAAUAUUGAUAGUUUGGGUGCCUAAAUUAAUACUUAACAUCUUACUGACAUAUGCUACAUUUAAUGCGUAACCCAGUUUUAUAAAAUACUAGACUUACACACUUAACAGGAAGUAUUUGCUGCAGUCGUGAACAAACUUCAACCUUUAGUAGCAUGGGUUCAUAAAGCAUUUACAUCGAUACCAACAGAUAUAAACGAGUGCUUGACCAAUAAUGGCGGUUGCCAGCAACAUUGCUCUAAUAAUCGGGACGGUUCCUACAGAUGCUAUUGUGAUCAGGGGUACGCCAAGUCUGGAUUCUUCAACUGUCAAGGUAACUCUUAUAUUUCUCUUGAUCUCUUCAAGGGUAAUCAGACUUAAAUUGAUCAAAUUAUGAUUUGCUCACGAAGUUUUUUUCUCGUGUUAGGUGCAGGCUACAGUCAAAUCUCUUGAGUCAGCUCCCUGUACUACCGAAAUGCAAAAUAUAGCACACUGGACUUUCGCCUGAUGAUUGUUCUUAAAAUAGCUCUUUUGCAGACACUUAACAAUUAACUGAUUUCAAACCGAGGAAGGUUAGGAUCGAGUCCAUUUAUUAUGGGAUAAACAACAAGAGACCCACGAGGUCCAAACAGAGGAAACCGAGAUUUACAAAAUCUUGAAGUUUUUAUGUUUAUAGGGUGUAUACUGAGCGAGAGUAGAAGGCCUAAACGUAAUAAACACAGUAUAAACGACCCUAAAUGUAAUAAAGUCCUAAAUGUAAGAACAUUUUGUCCCAAAUGUAAAAAAUUCUUAAGUUGCAAAUUACAUUAAUUACUCAAAUAAGCAUCACCCUCAAAUAAGCUCAGCAUUUGGGGGAUUAAAUAAGCGCCGCGGCGUUUAUUCGCGUAAAUACGGUACUAAGAAGUAUUACUAUGGUUUUAAGCGCUGCCCUCAAGUAAGUGCCGCAUUUUUGGAGAAAAAAAUUUAGUAAGCUUUGGUACAUUAUGCACUGUGUAACAUGACGUUUACAAAUAAAUUGCUUGUAAAAGGACAAAAUAAAAAAAGACUUGUAAGCCUUAAAACAUUUUUCAUACUUCAUUUUUGUUAAAGAAAUUUACUGCAAAAACCGUGGACGAAGAUCCUGUUGCUUGUCAACGUUGGAUCUCUAGAAAAGAGAUCUAAUCAGCUAAAAUAUUAAGAACAAAAAACGAGAAGUCUAAGGGCCUCUUUACAUGGAGAUGGGGGACCCCAGGUAGGUGAGGUAACACGCUUUGGUGGGGAACCCGCCUGUCCACAUAAUCUCUCAUUUUAAUUUGAUCACGUUUACAUGAUAGGUGGGGUGACCCCCCGCAUGUUACCUCACCUAUCUGGGGCCCCUACCUCCAUGUAAACACGCCCUUAAAGACUAGAGCCCAGCUGAUAACAACGUUUAUAAAUAACUAAGAUAAUACGCGUCGCGCUCUGAUUGGCCGAGAGAUGUGUUUGCAUGAGAGUAUGUAAACAUAUGUAGAGUCAAGAUGUUUUGUUCUUCGCGCGCUACUCACACAAGCACGAAUUUUAAAAUGUUUUUGAGUUGAAAACUCGACAAAUUUACUUUAUUUACCCAUUCCCCUCGGAUGAAACUUGGAAAAUCUUUACAAACAUGCUGUGCCCANUGAGGAGUCAUCACCCCCCGACAUCUACACUCUUUCACUAAUCGACCUCUUUCCAAUCUUCCAAAAACGCGGGUUUUAUUUGAGUCGGGUGCUUAAUACCAUAGUAAUACCACUUGGUACCGUAUUUAAAUGAAAAACCGCCGGGGCGCUUAUUAACUCCCCACCCCCCCCCCCCCAAAUGCGGCGCUUAUUUGAGAGCGCACUUAUUCGAGUAAUUACUGUAAUUGGCAACUUAAGAUAGGGCAAAUUAUUAUUACAUUUAGGACAAAAUGUUAUUACAUUUAGGACUUUAUUACAUCUAGGGUCGUUUAUUACAUUUAGACCUUCUGCAACGAGAUACAGCCAUUCAAAAACUCCAAUAUUUACUAAGAAAUACAUGCACGUCCGGACGGUGUCGGGCAAUCCUUAAAUCUCCUUGUAAAUUUUCAAGUUUUAAGAAGCUGUAUCUUGUUUACCAGUUGGCCCGAUUAGCACCAAACUUCAGAAUUCUGUAAAUCUCGGUUUCCCCUUUCUGGCAAGUAAUUCAUGUUAGUCUACACAUAGUCUCCUUACCCCAGUGCUUGUAACUGUGCGGGUAUAAUAACAUAUUGCACUAUAUAUAAGGGUGACUACAUGGAGACUACCAUGAAUUACUUGCCCUUUUUGUGACCUUGAAAGUUUCAUGUUGUUUAUCCCAUAAUACACGAACUCGUACCAACCCUCCUCGGUUGUAAACAAGGCAAUGACCCGAACGUUUGCGAAUCAGCAACAUCAAAGCAAUACGUACCUUCUCUCUCUCGAGGUCUAAUUGGCUCGUGCAGUUGUUCCGUCGGCCCUGAUUGGCCGACAGUCCGAUCUGUAUUUUUCACUUCUCUAAGUUUGAGUUUAUUGCGAAAUAAAGCGAACUUGGUUGAGUUAGGGUAAGGAGACCUGGAACUAAUAUAGAUGUUUGUAUUUAGUUACAACCAUUUAAAUAUUUUUUUCAAAAAUCGAAUUUAAGAAAAUGCUUAGGUAUACAAUAUUUGGACUGGCCAAUAGCAGUCUUCAUCAACUUGACUCUAUUUCACGUUGUUUGAUCAGUCCCUGCAAAAGUCUUCUUGACUGUAACGUUUUCAAUUUUAUCUAUUUUGACUGAGGUAUACAAUAUUUCGACUGGCCAAUAGCAGUCUUCUUCAACUUAACUCUAUUUCACGUUGUUUGAUCAGUCCCUGCAAAAGUCUUCUUGACUGUAACGUUUUCAGUUUUAUCUAUUUUGACUGAUCACGAUCUUUUUGGAUCCGACGUUGAGCAAGAUUGUUCGUACACGGUUUUUGCAGUGGUUUUUGUACCUUAACUAAACAGUCUUCAUCAGGUUUAUUAGGAAAAACCACGAAUAUACAGAAUAUAUACUACCGUAAAAUAAUAAAAGGAAGUUACAUGGUAUUACAUAAGGUGUGUGUAACUACCGCUAGUUUUCGGUAGUUACAUCCAAACAGCAGUUUUAGAACACUUUCUCAGCAAUUGCAACUCUGUUUCCCAUAUGUUACUUAUCCCAGUUGAAACACUUAGAUAUGAACGCGAUUGUCUUAGGAAAGCACGUGAGGCGAACCUCAUUCAUAAAGCCAAAAACAUCGAGCCUCUGGGAAUGAACAAACGUGACGAAUUAUUAUCAUUAUGCAGGGGCACCCAACGAGAAUAUAGUUCAAAACCACUUUAACAUAGCAUUGUUAAACGUAUUUUAGUAUUUAAACGGUAGAUAUAGGCAUAUUUUUAUCUCUUAAAAAUUUUUCAUCUGUUCGGAUUUCCUAGCUGAAAAUCUAGUGAUCCGAAAAUUAUAGGGAUCAAAACUUACCUUUUCGAAAAUUCUAGCCAGAAACAAAGGCUCCCGAAAAUUCUAGGUGACCUUUUUAGGGUAAAAAUCCGUUAAAAAUAGGCAAUUAUACCAUUUUUCAGAUGUUCGAAAAUCCUAGGAGAGGCAGGCAAGCAAGAAAUUUUACAACAAAUGUUCCGAAAAUUCUAGAUCGCAGAUCGUCUUCCGAACAGAUAUUUUCCGAAAAUUGUCGUUGGGUGCCCCUGAUUAUGUAAUCUUUAUCUUUUCUUCGGUUUAUUUUUCUUAGCAGCCACACCUUACCACGUCAUACCAUGUAACUCCCGUUUAUUAUUUUACAGUAGUAUAUAGUCUGUAUAUUCGUGGUUUUUCCUAAUAAACCUGAUGAAGACUGCUAUUGGCCAGUCAAAAUAUUGUAUACCUCAGCCUUUUUCACGUUGUUUGAUCAGUCUUUGCAGUAGUCUUUUUGACUUUAAUUCUAUUUUUAUCUUUUCCGACUGAUCACGAUCUUGUUUGAUCCAACGUUGAGCUUCAUUGAUCGUUCACGGUUUUUGCAGUGGUUUUUCAAGCCUCAGUUUACAUUAUUUUUAAAACCUUAACCGGCAGCCGACCUUUUAGCCAAAGCCUUUAGCCUACCAUUUUUUCUUGUAGACAUCAAUGAAUGCCAGGGUGGCCACAGUUGUCAGCAAAAUUGCGUCAAUAGACCUGGAAGCUACUCUUGCACCUGUCGGACUGGAUAUGAACUGGACAAUAACGGCAGAACAUGUUCUGGUAGGCCAUUUCAAGAAUGAUAAAUCUGUGAUCAAUAUGGCCAUCGGUUACUUGACAAGGUCGUAAAACAUAUGGUGCUGCAACAACCACUCCUAACUCCUUUAAAACCGAUUUACUACCAAUAGGAUAUUUUAACAGAGCCAUGUUUUCGGACGAUGUGAAUUGCAAAAAAGUCCUUUGUUCAGCACCCUGCAGCCUUUUCGUUGUUUUGUAGCUAGACCACUUAGAUAAGUCUCUAAUCCUUUUAAUCCGCAGAGGUAAACGAGUGUGCCCAGCCUAUUUGUCAGUACAAGUGUAACAACACAGUUGGCAGUUUCUUUUGCACUUGUCCUCAAGGAUAUCUACUUACGACUAACAAAAGGGAUUGCGCAGGUAAACUCAAACACAAUAUGGAGAGAGUAGCCUGCCUGGCAGGCGCAAAAAGGGGAGGGGGAGGGAGAAAGGGAAAAUCCCCCUCCCCUUUUUCCCUUCCUCGCUAUCCCCUACCCCCUACCCCUUUCGACGCCUGCUACACAGGCUAUGGAGAGAGGGAAGUCCCAUGGGCAUUGCUCCGCUUUUCCAUAGAUAAAUCAUGUCUAGAUCAGCGAUGAGUUUAACAUCAGGUUAAUUUUCAAGGAAUGAAUGCGACGCAUUCGAUCAAGCUCGACCUUUUCAAGAGAGUAUGCAUUUCCAUCACAGCUGUCCAUCAUCAUAUCUAAAGCCGUUUUGGAGGGGUUUCCUUCCCUGGAAUAACCGUUUUGAAUAAAAAGUUGGACUUAUUUUCCCUUUGCGUUGAUGUAAAAGUGAUCCAGAAAAUGGGAUAGGGUGCUUAUCUAUAUCAUAGUGAGUAGAAAGUACGAAUGUAGCCAAAUUGUUAACUCCGCAGAGGUCCUACUGAACCAAGAGUAUAAUCCUAAAAGGUCUACUAAUACAACGAAGAACGUAAAUCCCCGACAUUUCUUCCCUCCUUUACUUUUUUAUGCUACUUCUUGUAACAAAGCCCCAAAAUUAAAAGGCUUGUUACCAGAAUCGUCUAUCCCAUAAAAGUCGCCAAAAAAUAUCAGACUCAAAAUUAUUCUAAAAGAGCUUUAAAUUGCGAACCCAUAAAAGGACUUCAAGGCUCCUAAUGACUAUUAUAUCGCAUCGUACCUGGGAAAAGUGCCCACUGGGUUUUCAAAAUAUGACACUAGAGUGACUAGAUGAUACUAUUCCCUUGAUCUGAAGGUAAUUGUUCGUCCUUUUUUCUAGAUCAUGACGAAUGUACGACGGGGAAUCACACUUGUGGACAGCUGUGUGUGAAUCACCCCGGAGCCUACACUUGCACGUGCCACACUGGCUACUCACUCAACAAUGAUAACCGCUCCUGUUCAGGUUAUACGAAAUACAUUUUGUUUUUAAAAAACACAUUACAUUCUCCGUUGCAGACGAAGCACUUCAUAGAGGCGUGCGGUAAUCUUUAUAUGGGUAAGCCCCCGACUUUGAGCUUUAGCUAUGCCAUCGCGUUGUUUUCUUACACAAGAACUGUCUAAAACUGUCUCCUUCCGCCUAGGUGUAUAAAUGGGUACCGCUGACAUACUGCUACGGUUAGCCCCACGGGGAACUGACAUCCCGUCUAGUGGAGAGUAAUUAUAUUUCUAGGUGUUUUCUACCACUAAGAUUUGCGUAACGCAAACUAUCUUUUACUAAAGAAGCAAACAAUGUUGUUUAACUAUGUCAACCUAUCUUAUGACCCUCAGAUGUCGAUGAAUGUAAGACAGGUCUGGCAGGAUGUCAAUACCAAUGCAGAAACACGAAUGGUAGCUUUCAUUGUAUUUGCCCGACUGGUUACUUCCUUAAUCCUGAUAAUCGGACCUGUUCUGGUAGGCAUAGACUUUGGUUUGUUACAAGAACGCAAGUCGUAGUAACUAUAUUAGUCUGCCCAGAAGAAAGAUAAUUUUAGGGUAGAGCGGUAUAAAAUACGUAAUACCGCCUAAUAUAGUAUCCACUGACAUCAGAAAGUUCCAGCGCACGUUCGAGGAACGAUACCGACCACGGCGAUAUGACAUCAACAAUAUAUUAUAACCUAAUUUACAAACACAAUCAGGAUUGUUUCAGAAAGUCGUACUUCAUUAUGACUGCCAAGUUAUGGAACCUUUUACUGUGCGAGUUCAAAUUAGCCAGUAAUUCGUUAACAAUGUUCAAAACUAGCUUUUUCAGUUUUACCUUUCAAAACUUGAGACCUAUUAUCCUCCAAUGUUGCAACCUUUAAAACUGUCAUCUUAGCUUCUAUUGUCUUGUAACUCGAGGGAUUUAAGUUGCAAUCAGGACGAAAGUUCUGUUCCUAUCUCCAGCCACCCCACCCCCCGCCCCUUAUAUCCCUUUGGUUUGUCUUUCAUUUGUUAACACUCCUUUUGUUGUUAUUAUUCAUCAUUGUAAUUGUUGUGGCGAAUGUAUUAAACUAAACUAAAGUAACUUAACUUACUCUCAGCCUUACAAAAGAAAAACAAACAUGCCAGGAAGUGAAGAUGGGAGCCAUUUACCCUACCACAUUUACUUUCCGUUCUCGCCUCUGCCGCACGCUCACUCCUGUUGCUGAAUUCUAAUCCCCCUUGCUUAUUCCCAUUCUGUGUGUUACCUAUUUAUGUCACCGCGAAGGCGUAGUUCUCAUGAAUGGUACUUUUCUCCAGAUCAUAAUGAGUGCAAAAAUGGCCAGCACACUUGCAGUCAAAUCUGUGGUAACACUCCAGGUAGCUACUAUUGCGCUUGCCGACCAGGGUACUAUCUUGAUGGCGACUUUAGAACGUGCAAAGGUAUGCGCAACAUGUCAUGAGGAUCAGGGGCGUACCAGGAUUUUUCAAAGGGGGGGUCACAUACAGGGACACCAUCUGGGGAUCGCCGACUAUAUAUGGUUUAUACGGCUGCUCUCCCUCGUGUAUCAGCGGGCUCAGUUGAAUCAUCGCGGCAUGAAGGCCUAUAUUAACUAAAGACAACAGCCGUUGACGAAAAUACGUUACAGAAAAACAAAUUUUAAAAAAGUGGGCUUUUCAACAAUGGCUUUUACGGCCAAGAUAUUGUCAUGGCGUUUUCGCCACCUGAAUAUUGUAGGUUGUUUGCUCAAAAGAAGGCCUACCAAGGGGGGGUCACGGGCACCCCAGGACCCCCCCCCCCCAGCUACGCCCCUGAGGAUAUUACUAUUUUAGGUCAAUUUUGUGCUUAAGUCAUUAAUUAGUGCCUUUAACCGUACAUAAAAUGCUGCUGUAGAGUUAUGAUAUCAAAAAAAGAUAUCAAAAAAAUUUCAUCACGAAGCAUUAACCAUAAUAAUUGUUUAGGUGACUUUUCAGGCAUAGCAUUAAAACUUUAAAAAGUUGGCUCCUUUUUUUCAAGUCUCAAUCCAUGUCCAUCCUUACCAUAGUAAUUAAUAAUAAUUUACCAAUUUAUAUAGCGCGUAUUUACAUGUGAUGAUCAAUAGCGCUUUACAAUCAUAUGUUUAAAAGAAAACGAAAAUACAUUACCGUGAGAAUAAAAUAAACUAAGUUACAAACUAUAAAAAUACUUCUUGAAAAGAUAGGUUUUAAGUCGAGAUUUAAAACUGUUAAGUGAUGUUGCUUGACGAAGCUCCACAGGUAGCUCAUUCCAGAGUUUCGGAGCUGCUGCUGAGAAUGAUCUUGCUCCCAAUGUUGUAAGCAUCUUUCCCUUGGGAUGGUCCAAUAAGAGCUUACCAGUAGACCUAAGAUUAUAUAAUGAAUUCUAUUUUAUACUAAUAAGACCAUCCGUAGCAGUAGACAACAGGACACAGACACAGCUUCACUGCCUAAUUUCAGUCUUAAAUAACAAAUCUGGACCAUUUUUUUUGGAAUUCAAUUGAUGCGAAAAACCUUUUUAGCUUUUUAAAAGGAUAGCAAAUAACAUGACAUAGCUCCUUUACGUCAAUUAUUCUCUGUAACGCUAUCAACCUAGGACUGCUAGGAGGCUUCAAGAAAAGUCCGAUGAAGGAAAGAGCAAGGGAUUUCCUCUAAAUUACUGAUUCUUAAAAACCUAAAAAAGCGUUUGUAUCAGAUUGUUUUGUAUAGCGUUCCAUUAUUUAGUUAACUUGCAAAACGGUUCAUGAUGUUUGUGACGCAAUACCAUCGGAGGAAACUAUUUGGUCCACGACUAAAUCACCGUUUUAAUUUUUAAAAGUGUCAAUAUUGCAAUCUGGCCUUUUCUUUUCAACAAUUUUCUUUUAUCGUGUCGCUAAUGAUGAUUUAAAUUAAUUUCUUUACCAGGGUAUCCGUGUUCGUCCCUAUCCCAACCAGUCAAUGGAUACAUAAAUUGCACUGGAAACACAGUGGACAGUGUCUGUCAGUUUAGCUGUCAACCUGGGUACGAACUAGUAGGAUCAAUGCUACUCACAUGUUUGAUCGAAGCCCAAUGGAACGGAGUUCGUCCAGUUUGCAAAAGUAAGCCUACAAAACUUGCAAUACGUAAAAGGAAAAAAUGUCUUGCAGUGUACAAGUCCUGUAAACUGUAUAAAUAAACGUGAGCGAAACCUAGUUAUUCACUCUCGAGUGUUUCUUUGUUCAGGAGCACUAGCGUUAGAGAAGUGCUGAAACGUAAGGGCAGUAGUAGGUUUUCAUCGAAAUCGACGAAGAAAGGCUUUCCCCAUUCUGUAAUAAUCACAAAUUAACUUCACCACAACUUUGAAGAACUCUUUCGGACCUACCGGGAUGGUAAACAUUGAUUCAGAAUCCACUUAUCUAAACCUUUGGUAUAUCUUAAAACCAAGGCAGCGAGAAAUUAACGCCCCAUGAAAUUAAGGUAUUGGAAAUUAACGCGACUUAAAUUAACGCGAAUUUAAUGGAAAACAACUUUCGAAUAAAGAAAAUUAACGCGAAAGAGGAGGUAGAAUUUCAAAAUAAAGGAAAUUAACGCGAUUAAGACACGGUUGGUGGUGACAACUGGACACAAAUUUAACAAAUAUUGUAAACCUUCCCCUUAGCUUUGUUGAAAGAUGAAAAAUAUAGGAUAAAUGGAAGGAAAGAAAGCUCGUAGGUAAUGUUUUGUAGGUGUCAAGAAUGUCUAGACAGGUUCCAAAAUUGGGGGUAAAAUACUGGAAAUUAAGAGCGCGGAAUUUAGCGCUGCACUUAAUUAACGUCGCGGAAAUUAACGCUCAACAAAAUUAACGCGACUUAAAUUAACGCGAAUUUUAACGAUUCGCGUUAAUUUCAUGGAGCGUUAAUUUCCUAUAAUAAGGCAUGAAGAUUAUGGAUUACAGCCAGCAAUGCUUUCAUAAUUACUCAUCAAUUUUCUUUUUCUCUGAUUGCAGCAAAGCAAUGUAAAAGACCUAAGCCUCCUUCCAAUGGCUUUGUCAAAAUUCCCUGCUCAACCACAUACAAAGGAAAGUGCUCCUUUGAUUGUCGCUCUGGGUAUUUCCUGAAUGGCAGCAAAACCGUUUCAUGCUCAGCUGACUCCACAUGGAUACCCACUCCUGGCAACUGUGACGGUAAGGAAUAUGAGCUUCCAGGUAUUCCAUCCUUAGGAUGUGACCGCUCUAGAUUACAUGAUUAAUUAAUUGAUUAAUGUUUUAAUAUCUGAUUGACCAUUGCAGCUAUAACAGUUUGUCGUCCCAACCCUUGCUUGGAUGGAGGCGUGUGCCACCCUCUCAACAGCACUGCUUUUUGGUGUAACUGCACAGGCACUGCUCACAUUGGCAGCAAAUGCCAGGUCGGGAUUUUCCGCAAGCCAAAUUACCCCCGACUUGAGCAGAAUAGCAGCUGGAACUUUACUUUUCAGUUGUCUCCACCAAAAGAGGAACUGACAAUCACAUUUAACUCAGUAGGAUUGGAAUUGCAUCCUCGGGAUCUGGUCGUUGUUCCAGUAAAACUUGAGCGAGGAAGACUGUACAUCUUUAACAUGACUGUCACAGCACGUCUCCCAGGCAUCCAUCAGAUCACUUACACCCUUUCUGGUGCUACAGCCAAGGAUUACCAAACAGUGUUGCCAGACACUGUAAUUGUUCUUCAGAAUGGCACAUCUUGCAACGAAACUGCCAACAUCAGUUUCCCAAAGGGCUGUCAUGAAGUUUCUCUUUAUGAGUGCCCAAAAGGGGGUAGUUUCCUUUACGCAAAAUCAACGGAACCAUGGUUACGGUCACUGAGACGAGUAAGCACAGACGGGGCUGUCUCUAUUGUAUCUGGAAAUCUUACAUUACCACUCGGCUUGCGAGGAGCAGCCCUUGACAAAAUAGAUCGCUUUACCGUUUCAAGAGCCACAGGGCAAUGCUUUGACAAAACCCCUAAAAACCUUGAAUGUCUUCCCUCAGAAACGUUAGGAACUGUUUUUCUUCAAUCCCUAAAUACCAGCUUACCCAGCUGGCUCCGUUUAACUCCGUCGAAAACUUUUUCGACUCUUGAGCCAAAUGACGUUAUCACUUAUAUUUGGACGGGACUGGAACUGAAAAGCGUCUUGAAGGGUUUGGGACUUUCACUAAAUGAUCACACCUACUACUCUGUCCUUUUGUACACUGGUGCCAUAACCGUUCAGGUCAACGGGACUUCUGUAAAGCUGCCAAAAUAUGGCAAAAAUUCGUUCCUUCUGGCCGCUGUGGAGCUUUGCUUAGAUGCUCUUCCCUCCAAGGUCGUUCUUGCCUUCAAUCCGCAAUCGUAUGUUGCCCUAAAAAAUAUGCCCAUGUACCAGGAACUUGCAACUAAAGGCUGGAACAUCUCUGUCCUGGCAAUGCAGUUUUUUGGACAAAGAACAACGAGCUAUUCGGUAAAUGCAGGAAAUAGAGGGAAUGUUCUCAUACCUGGCAACCUGGAACUCUUUGGAAGAGUAGAAAAGACUAUUUGGGGGUCUCAUCCCAUCCAUUCUAUCAAAGUGAGCUUAGUGGGAAAUGCUGUUAUUGGCAUUCAGGAUAGCAGCAAUGUAAGUUUGAACAAAAGUAAGCCUGUCUAAAAUAUACAUAAUUAAAACGAUGGAGCGUGGCUGCAUAUGAGCAGUUCCAAAACAACACGCACAAAAUUCAAGAUUUACAUAUUUACAUAUCACUUUAGGUCCAAAUCACGUUCUUGAAUCACGACAACAGAGGCUGGUGUUAUUUUGGACAAAUUUGAGUACGCUGACAAGAAAGUGUUUCAUGGCAUAGAGAAGAGGACUUAUUCAUUUUUUCUUCUCUCUCUUUACAAAAGCUUCGAUAGGAACACUGUAUACGCGGAAUUUUACGUUAAUUUCAAACGCCCCUCUAAAAUUAUUUCUUAUUGCAAAAGAGAUCUCUUCAUUACGUCCACGAAUCACCUCGGACCGGACCUCGGACCACGAAAACUCAAUGACAAGUUAUUUGUCGACGGCUAUAUAUCUUCAGCACUACUAGCAUGCCAAAACCUAAGACUAACACAGUGUUAUUAAAACACAGGUGUGGGUCAAAACUCCAAGUUCUUGGACGGCUGGCUUUCGAGGACAAACGACUGUGUCCCUAGCUCUUUCCCUUCUGAAGCAACAGAUGACAUUAAACAUGUCAUUGUAUAGGUCCUCGGGAAAAGUGCAAUACCAAGGUCAGUGUGCACGGAGACGAUUUUGCUGGCCCUCUAUUUGCUUAUCUAUCAAGAGUAAGAAUGAAAUCACUAAAGUAAACAAUCACACAAAGACGAACCGAUACUUUACUAUGGUAGGAUGCGUAGCUGGUUUCUGCUAAGAUGUUAGGGACCUUCCUGCACUUACCUUGAAAAAAGUCUUUAUUGUUUUCGUCCUAAACGUUCACACGCCCGUUUUGGCUACGUUUUAGCUAGACAUUAACCUGCCAUAGAUCUUGUGACUUCGAAAACGUUUUAGUGAUUCUAGAUUAACCUGAACUUUCACUGCUUUGGUUCAAUGAAAACCUAAACAGGCAAAAACAUUUCAGUUUGAAACUUGCAAAAUACAGUUGAACCUCUCCACAUCGGCCACCUUGGGGAGAGGGUUCCCAAUAGGUUUUCCAGGAUGCGAGAUUUCCCUUAUUUGAAGCUCGGGAUUCAGGAUUUUACAGCAAAAUCAGGGAGGGAUUCGGGAUUGAAAGUAUGCGCGAGAGGUGGGAUGCCAAAAAUUACUCUCGGGAUUACGGGAUUGCUCGAAAUCUCGGGUCGGGAUUACGAGAUUGAGAAACCCUACUGGGGACCUUGUGGAGACAGAAGAACGUGGCCGUUGUAGAGAAGUUUAAACAAAAGUCAAUGUAUGGACUUUCCGCUAAAAAAAUGUGGCCGUUGUAGAGAGGCGGCCGUUAGUGAAGGUUCAACUGUAAUAUAUAUUUCAACUUUUAUCAGAGCUUUCGCAUGUGAUCCAAACGGGACAUGGUUGGCGGUUGAUUCACUUUAACACAUGUGUAAUGGCCUCAACAGGUUGUCCCCACGUUAAUUCUCGCGGGAAAAGUCAAAUAACCUUUUCUGGGGCCAAUGAGCGCCUAAAUUUGAGAUCAAGAUUGUUUUAAAAAAUCCUGGACAGGGUCCAAGGACCGUUUAGGAUAGCUGUUUAAGAGACCACGUACAAUCAGCAACUACGACCGUGACGAAAAUGUACCGCAGAUCAUUAUCGGGGAAGUCACCGCCGGUGCAUGUGUGAUUUCUAUAGUGAACGCAAAGUCACAGCAUGUCUGUUCUUAAGAAAUUUUUCUGUGCAGUGGAUUUACCUUGAGAAUCGUUUUUUUUAAAGUAUGAAAUCUUACGUUUUAUUUUUAACAGAGUAUGAAAACUACACAUCUUGCAAGUUCAAAGAUACAUACGAAAUGUCCCUGAACGGGCUCUUGCAAAAAGAUCCCUUUACGUCUACUCUGCUUGGCUCUUUCAUAGAAAAUCCUAAUAGCAAUGUUACGUUGUUUGCCAAAUCUCACAAUUUGAAUAAUUCCUCGUCAACCUCGAAAACAGCCAUGCAUUUGGAGCUUUACGUAAAUGGGACCGUUAAGUUUGGACCACUGAAGUUUCCCAACGUGACCAUUAAGACGGAAAUUGCUGCUAAUGAAAAUUUUAAACGAUGCGGUGGUGAAAGGAAAGCUCAGGAUCUGAAAUUGUCAGCAAGAUUCAACCAGACGGCAGCCUUAGGAAGAUUCUUCACAACAUCCCAAUCGGAUUCUGUUGAAAUAUUUCUACCUUUUGACAGCCAGAACAAAUCUUAUGGAAUCAUUAACGCAACAGUGUCGAUACUGGGUGACUCGUUUGAAUCGCAAGUGACAAUUUCAAAAACCUCUGCUAGUUUUAAAAGAGACAUCCUCUUGUUCAAUGUUUAUCGCCUAUUCCUAAGUGGCUCAAGUCCACUACAGCCUUGGGAUUAUUUACUUCUAAAGGUUACCGGGAUAUUUGGAAGAUCCAAUGUAGGAGGCGCGAAUGAUGCAUUAGAAGAUGUCAUCAAAGGAAUGAUAACGGAGUACAUUCAAGUUAUUGUCGAAAAUACCGCACAACGGCUAGUAGCCCUAAAAAAUAUCGAUAAAAAAAUGAGCGAAAGACUUGAAAAAAGUAAAACUAGACUUCUUCUUUCCGAAAAUAGGACUAGUUUGGCCAUCACAAAAUACCUCUGGGCAUUGAAAUUCCAAAAGGCCGCUUUGAAGGAGGUUACUGCCGCCGAGAAAAAUGUAUCCGUGAGUAACCAAGAUGUCAACAAACUCAAAUCAUCACUCGAACGACUAUGUUCUGUAACUACAUGUCCUUAUGUCUGUGUUGCUGGAACAGCAUGUAAUACUUGUUACAAUGACCUCAUCAGCGAGGAACAAGGACUUUGCCCUGCAAUCUGUCAUAAUGUCCGGAAGGAAAGGCUUCCUCCAUACAAGGAGAUGGCAACCUGCUUGGAAGAGGAAUGCGAUCAUUCGGGAGGUGAUUUCUUCUCUUUCGUGGGCUGUAAUUUUGAGAAAGGUCUUACAACAGCAGCUAAGGCAGUUGUUACGUAUGGGCUAGUGUCUGUAGGCGUUCCACCACAAGUUGCAUAUCCAAUAGCCAGCGGAACGGUUGAGUAUGCUGUCACUGGAAGCGAGGAAAAAGCGGCGGAAUCUGCAGCGAGAGCUGCUCUAUGGCAAGUCGCUGACUCGUACGGUACACCCUAUGUCUUUGGGCCAGGCGAUCCCAAAAAUCCUGGUCCUGAAGUUCCUGAUGGGGUUGUCGAAGGAGUGGUCGAUGCAGUCACUGGGUGUAACGAUGAGGGUGAAUGGAAAUGCAAGGUAGAACGUAAGCCUUGUGAGAAGAAUGUCUUCAAUUAUAAGUUUACAAACGUACCUUACUCAUGUGAGAUUUCAUGCAAAGUAAACGUUAUAAAAGAAACUGUUGCCACCCCUUGUUGCAAAGAGGUAAACUGUGCAUCGCGGAUGAAGGAGUUGAGAUGCAAGGAAAAAAAUGUUUUUUGCCGCAAGGCUAAAGAGAAGGCCUUGUCCAAGCUUAAUGCGGCAAAAAGGGAUCUCUUUAAACCAGUUACGAAAUUACAAAAGGCAGAAAAGAAACUCAGAAUUUCCGAGAUUGAACUUUCUAAACGAAAGAUUGAUUUGGAAGCCGCUUCCAGCGAACGCAGUAUCCUUCAAAGAGUACAUGAUGCUGUCGCAAAAGCCAGUAACAUCUCACAAAGGGCGAAUGCUGAGAAUCGCGCUUUAAUAAAAGACGCAGUUGCUUUGGCACGACUAUGGAAUAGCACCAAUCAAACAUGUCCAGUUUAUAUAAGGGAAAUUUCAUUCGAUGUUACCUUUUCCUCACCCCACGAAACUUCAAUACCAGUGAUGUUCAAAAUAGCCUCCAAGGACACAGAGAAAACGAUCUUUCCAGUUCUCAAUUUUGCAUCAUUUAACGAUUCCUUGCAACAAAUAUCAAAACAAAUAGUCAGAGAGCUUUUUGGUAACGUUAGCGUUAUUCUCCGUUCCGGGCAUCCAUUAAAUCAGAUUUCUUCAGCAAAACGGACUGAAAGAAGAAAGCGAGCCAUUGACGAAGGCAAAGCUUAUGUAACAAAUCUGAUUGAAUUCAAGAAAAAAUGUGCACUGGUUACAAACUAUCAACACGCCUUGACUGACAUAAUAAGUUCCCUUUUUCAGAUCUCUACACAGUCAUUAAUGACUUUCAAUAAUGUCACGAAUAAAACCAUAAGGCAACGGCAUGCUGAAGCCCAUGAUUUUACAAUCGACAUGACACAAGCUGCGGAGUUUGGGCUCACCGCUAAAGAUUUGAAGGAAUCUAUGAAGGCCGUGUCAUCAGACGAGGAGGUUAUAGGUGCAGUUGACUUAAUUGAACUAAGAAAUGCUACAAAUCACGCUAAGGUGCAAACGGCGAUAGAGGUUGUUUACAAAGACUGGGAAGCGAGUAUGGAGAGGGUAUUUAACGGCACAUCACUGGAAUGCAAUGGUUUCGUGGAUUGCAUGGAAGACUUUGUGGACAACUGGAACUAUCUCUACCAAGACUCAACUCUCCCUGAGGCAGUCAGGCUGAAGAGAAUAUUAGCAGCACUCGCGAUGGAAGUCAAAGCCCUUGUUUCACUUGAAGACCUUACAGUGGCCGACGCUGCCGAGAGAUCCUCUAGAAUUCUUCAGAUUUUGCAAGACAUGAAGAAUGAAAAAAUUUUCUGUGCGGUCGCCCCCAACAUUACAAAUCAUCCAGAAGUGAUGAAAGACAUGAAAACUGGGCAGACGCUCGAGUUGACUUGCAAAGCCACCGGAGACCCCGCGCCAUCUUAUCGCUGGAAGAAGAAUGGCGUGCUUCUGCUAGAAAGUGACGCAGAGAAUCUACGAAUCGAAAAAGUAACAACAAAAGAUAGCGGUAAUUAUACAUGUGAAGCUUACAACCACGUGAGUGUGGAAACAUCGACGCCCAGUUUAGUUCUGGUACACCCACCUCCAACCCUGGUACAUCAGCCUCCAAGUAAGCUACACAUUCCGAUCAACACCGGCUUUUAUUUGCGCUGUAAGGCAACCAGCUUGGUUCGACCACUUCGCUAUCAGUGGCUUUUCAUGCCCUUCGAAGCGAAUGGAUACAGAAUGGUUGAAAAUGGCAACUUUUCCGUUUUGAAGUUCACAUCAGUCCAGAAUCAGGAGGAAGGAUUUUACAAGUGUAACGUGUCCAAUCCUUUCGACUUCACUUUGUCUCAUGAUGUCCACGUCAGAGUUCUUGGAUUUUCUUUGGUGGUGCCUUCGUUGGGAUUAUCGUUUGAGAUAGUUGGUAACUACAAAAGUCUUCAAGAUUCUUAUGAAGUAAACUAUCAGAUGGAUAUUGAUAACACUCCCUUACACGACAACGAACGUUUUCAGUUAGACGUACAAUUUUCUUUUAAAAGAGUGGUAAGCAACUUGGCGAACCUUUCCUCUAAUGCAGUGAGGAAUCUCACUAUACAUGACUGCAAAAGCAACGACCAGAAAAACGUCUCUUGCAGUGCAUCCUUGAGGUUGCUCAGCUUAAAUGUAACAGGACCAGAGUCGACUAACAGAACCGAGAGGGAGAACGCUCGAAGUGUAAUGGAGUCUGUGAAUGUGAUGAAACAGUCAGUAGCUGUUCUGGUUAACGAGUCAAAUACUAGAGGAAUCAGCUUAAAUAUCAAAGAUGUGAGUCUGUACAUUGAUCCAAGCUCAUGGAAAACUGGAGAGUACAAAUCCAUGUGUCCUACUGGCACGAUGUUGUAUGUAAAUAAUUUCCUUUGCGGUAAGUAACUCUGUUGAGAUCCAAACUAUGUAAUCAAUAGACAUUUCCAAACUAAACUUGAAAAUCACGGACCAGUUAUGUUAUUAUUAUCACGCAAUGAAGUAAAAGGAACGCAAAAGCAGCAGCGGCCAUUGCUCAGCUUUGGCUAUUAUGUUUGUCCUGCCCUUAAGACACACUCAUAUCAUUUUUAAAAACCAACUUUGUGCAGGAGGCAGCAAAAUUGGCCGAGUUGUUCAAUCGCCCAAGAUUCAAAUCUCGAUCGCUUCGGCCACUAACUGGAGCAGUCACGUCCCCAGGGUCUUCUCGUUUUCCAAAAGACUCUGGGGUCGAGGUUGCUUACUGGGGCUGUUGUUCGAACUGGUUUACUCCCAGUCAGACGGGAGAUCAACCUACUGAUCCUAAUUUUCUGGUUUUUCAAGAAAAUUCUGUCAGUACCUUCACUCUUCAGAGACAGGUUUUUUAUUUCUCACUUUGGCAACGUUUCACCAGCUAUUACGUAAUUAAGGGAACAGGUCAUUUUUGAAUGUGCGCCUUUCAUUAUUCGUAUAUGCAAUUUCAGGACAAAUUAUUUUCAGUUUCUAUUCCUUUUUGACUUAUCUGAACUGUAAAAUGAAGUAUGUCAGUGGUUUGGAAUGAAAGAGGCAUUCCCUACGUUUCCAUUGUCCUUCAACGCUAGACUAAGUGAAAUUUAACAUUUAAAACCUGCUAAUGACCCGCCAGAUCUUUCGCUCCUUUCGAGCGUCGAGCCAAUAUAAGGACUUAAAAAUAAGUGUGGUAGAAUUAUCUUGAGCGCUCAGAUUUGGUUGGAGACUCGAAGUCGUAUUGAAACUCUUACUAGUAGACUAAUGUAAGGGUCCGCAUAAAGUUCUAAACUUUUUUUUUUACAGUGAACUGUCCAUCGGGUACUUAUGGUGCCUUAAAUGGGACAACGACGGCAUGCUUUCCGUGUCCUAUU